UGACCUCAUCCCUGGAGUGGGAUGACGUCAAAUUCAAGAUGGAUGGAAUCACGACUACCACACACUCACCAGAAUUCUGAUAUAAAGUCUUUAGUGUGCUCCGUGGAAACAGAACGAAUGCAUAGGGGUAAGUUUAGAAAGCCACAAAACUACUUUGGUUGAGAUUAUCUGGCGCUAGUGCUUUACAUUGGACUCUUGUUUGGAGAAAAGCUUCUUUUUUUCCUGACGUAACUCGGAGGUGGUUUCUUCGUCUUUUCUAAACCCCACGAGCAACUGCUCUGUGUCUGCUCCUGUAGAUGCUGCGUCUGCGCUUUAACUAACCAGGGAGAAAAUACAGUAGUGGGUGUGUGCGCACACGCAGUGACCACACACUCGUUUCUCGAGCACUGUGUUUUUAUUCUGUUUCUUUGACAUUUCUCUUUCGGAAACAUUAACACAAGGUGAUUACGUGAUUUCACCGCCAGCAACGGUAACAAACAGACCAUGCACCGCGUCAUUGUUUCAAAUUUAAUUAACCUAUUUAGUCCAUAACGGGGAGAAUACUUGCCAGACUUCUAAAACCAGUUUCUGCUGAAUUUGUGUCUUCAGGAAUUUUAGCCACGUCUCGCGGAUUAUCUAAUACUUGUUCUCCUGACUUCUCCUCAGACACAUUGAAUGGGGCGCAGCGUUCAAAACUUUUCUGAAAUGGAAUGUACUAGACAUGUUUGUGUAAUCAUGUGGAAUUGAUAGCCGUGUCCACAGUUAAAUGUGUGUAACGGAAUGAACGCUGUCUGCGUCCCUACUAAAUAUGCCCCCUCGCCAUGUCUUCUGAUUAAAGACAUGAUGUAAUCGAAAUAGAACCUAUAAAUGCGCAUGCGUCGUUAUUUGCGCUCAUAGCACAGAUCGAUACAGUAGCAUCCUACUAGUUGCUGAUCUAAAAAAUGUUGUAUAGUCUAAUGCAGUACUCUUCAUGGUUUACAGAAUGUGUUUUGAUAUUCUAAAAUUGAAAAUGAAGGAUUUAAUAAUCAUGCACAUUUUCACUAAUAAAUUGUUGGCACAGACUGCAUAGCAAAAUACCCCUUACCGAAAAAACAGGCUUCUGGCAAACCUUUGGCCAAUUUGUCGCAAAUUUGGGUAAUAUCAUAUUUUCACAUGCAUAUUCGUUUUGUAGCAGACUGAACUUCUGGCAAACAAUUCUGGGAAACUUGUGGCAAAACAUUCUGUUUGCUGCAAACUCAGUAUGAAUAUGCAAAUUAAAUCAGGUUUUUGGUCACUGUGUUAACUUACAUACUUCUCAGAGAAAAAAACUAAAACAUUAAAUGUAGUAAAUAUACUAAACAUGUAUUAAAUGUCUUAACAUAUCAAAAUAAAUCCAAUACAACUUGAAAUAAUCAGCAUGGUAAAAAGAGCAAAGACUAGAUAUUUCCCAAAUAAAUUGUUUAUUUAAUAUUUUUAUGUAGCUACAACAUUUACAUGAGAGAAAUGUGAACACUAUGGGUGGGGAUGUUGACCUUAGGAUGUUUAAAGGGGCAACUACAGAAUUAUUUACAUGAGCCAAGUGAUAACUGAGCAAUAGAUUUCAACCAAUGGAAGUUUAAAAGAUAAAUAACAAAAUGUAAAUAAUUCAAACUAAACUAAAUCAAACCCAGUUCAGAACUAUUGCCUUUUUGAGUGAACUUUGGAGAUGGCGGAGAGUCCUUUGUCCAAAGCUUGUUGAAUGCAUGCACUGAAACAAUCAGAAAACACAAAACAAACAUAAUCAUGAAUCAUUAAAGUAGUUGGCAUUUUCAGAGGUUUUUUUGAUGAAUGAGCAAUCUGAUUCAAUGAACGUACAUUUAGCUAUAUUCCGCGACAACGAUCCAGUAAGUUAGCGUCGCGAGCAUGGUCGCGAGGCUAACAUUAGCUAGCUAGUAAACGUUACCACAGCCAGAGAUAUUAGCACAGAAAAUGGCUAGCUAGCUAGCUAGCUAACGGUCAUUAGCUAACACUCAAGCUAACGUUAGCUAGCUACCUAAUUAUGAUAGGACAACCUAUUUAACCUGAAUGACCAUCAAAUUCAUAAUUUGUAACAUUUGUUACUUACCGUUUUCAUGGUUUUCAGUCUGCCAAAACACUCUUAGUUUGUCAAAAUGGGGUUAGCCGUUUUCCAGUCAGUCACUAAGUCGCAAUAGAAGACUUGUAAGUUUCCACAUUUUACAUUUACAUUUUAGUCAUUUAGCAGACGCUCUUAUCCAGAGCGACUUACAGUUAGUGCUUACAUUAUUUUAUCGAACCCACAACCCUGGCGUUGCAAACGCCAUGCUCUACCAACUGAGCUACAUCCCCUGCCGGCCAAAUCCCUCCCCAGCCCUGGACGACGCUGGGCCAAUUGUGCGCGCCGCCCCAUGGGUCUCCCGGUCGCGGCCGGCUACGACAGAGCCUGGAUUCCACGUCUUGACACUUGCUCACGUUAAGGUGGACAUGUAAAACAUUUUUUUUUGUUUGCCCCACCAAGAUUGACAUGCUAAAAUCGUCCGUAACCGAACCUUAAUAACCCAGCACAAACGACCCAAUCUUGCUGUUUUUACAGAAAACAACCCAACUAUUGACCCAAUGCCUGCAACCCAGCAAUUGGGUCAUCCAAACAACCCAACAUUUUGUAAAGUGUAACUUACAUCUCAAAGCCAUGCAUGCAAGAAGCCUUGGCCUGUCUGGUCCACACACAUUUCCCUGUCCUCAGUUUGAUUGAAGGCCUCAAUCUGUAUUUUUGCCUUGUAACUGAUUGUUUCUAGAACAAGAGAAGGAACAACAUGAUCAAUAUGAGUUAGUUACUACUAGUUUAAAGCAAUGAAAGAUCUAAUUGUUACAAAUAAUCAAUGUAUGGGCUACAUUUGAAAAACAUGCAUUUGCAUACCUUAUCAAUCUUGAAGACAAUACACUCAUUUAUCACUCAAAAAGAGUGUUAUGAGGGAUUGCACCACAAACAUAUUUCCAGGGUGUUGAUGCAUCCUCCUCUCUGCCUGUUCCAACACCACGGGUAGGGGAAGGGUAUCCAUCUGCAAAAUAAAAUGUUGCAUUAAUGUCAAAUCAACUCAUAUUGUUGCUACCUUAGCUGUUGUGCUAGCUAACAUGCUACUGAACUGUGACACUAGCAUAUUGACAUGGUAUUAAGACAGCAACGUAUUCACCCAAAAAUAUAAAUGUUUAGGAAAAUAAUUAGUUAGCUAGCUUAGCUACCUAUCACAUUAAUGUGCAAAAAUAUGAUAGCCAACGUUAGCUAGCUAAGCACAAGCCAGUCAGUGGCACUGACAGAUUGAAACUGGUAUCAACAAAAUGUGUUUCACUCUAUCCCAUAAAACAUUACUAUGCUAACUAGACAUAAUUUAGCAAAUAAAAUGUUAAAGUUUAUUAGCUAGGACGUUUAAUUAAUAAGUUAGACAAUCACCGGACAACUUUGGUAGCUAGCUAGAUAGCUUGGUUUCCAUUUUCCAACAGAUGUUUCUAAUCCCCCUGAUUGGUAAUGAACAGUUACUGGUCUUGGAACUUUUUGCCACAGGUUUGCCAUGGAUUCAAAUUGAAUCUUGAGAGAAUUGUCUGCCAGAAAAAAAUCUCUGGCGAACUCUUUGCCACUAGUGGCAAUAAAUAUUAUUGCUGCCAAAGGUAUGCUGCAGAUUCACCAAUAGUGGCAAACAUUUGCAAACUUCUGGCAACAUUUUGUGGCACACUAUUUAGUUUGCAGCAAAUUUACCACAAACUUGGGGAAGUUUCUGAAACAUUGUCACACCUGUAUGUCAUAUAUGAAUUUGACAUAAUGUUAUUAGAUUCUUAUAGUUUUGCUGUUAUUUAUUUAUUUAGGUAGAUUUAUUUGACACAUAGUUUGUUUGAUUUUAUGUGUUUCCUAAAUGUUUAGGUAACUCUUUCCUUACUUUAUUUUAUUGAAAAAUUUAGUCAAAAUAGGUGUCUUGAAAUUAAAAUCCUCUCCUUUUUGUUCUUGCCUUUCAGUCAGAAUGGAGAGUCUGGUGCACUAUAGUAAUCCCUCCCACGGCCUCUCUGUGCUGGGGGUGCUCAACGAGCAGCGCCUGAGGGGGCAGCUCUGUGACACAGUCUUGGUUGUGGGGGAUCAGAGGUACCAGGCCCACAUGAGUGUGCUUGCCGCCAGCAGUGAGUAUUUCCAAUCCCUGUUCACACGGAGGCUGUCUGAGACCCACAAAGUGAUACAGUUGGACUUCUGUGAGCCUGACGCCUUUGAGGUAGUGCUGAAUUACAUAUACUCAUCCUCCCUCUUCGUGGACAGAGGCAGCCUGGCAGCCAUCCAGGAGAUGGGCUACAGUCUAGGAAUCCCCUUUCUAACCAACAUCAUGUCAACAAGGCCGCAUGUGUCCUACUGCGUUUCCAGAAAAAUGUUGUCCUUCUCAGAGGAAGUUGACAAUGACAGCCAGCCGAGGAGUGUCAUUAUGCGCCAGAACCGAGGUGGUGAUGCUCCCGGCCCCAGUCGCUACGGUUCAAAUUAUCAAGGAGAGCCCUCAGGACACAGGAAACCAAACGAAUCAGCCAGGAACACUGCAUCCAAUCCCAGAAAAUCAGCUGAAGCAAUUGGUGAGGGUUCUGAUAGCAAGCCCAUCUGUUCAUAUGCCUCCAUCUUAAAGGGGAAGACAUUAUCACGCACAGGGUCAUCAGUAAGGCCACAGCUCACCUCCUCAGUCUCCUUCAGUGAAUCUCCAACAGUCAUGUUACAGACUGAGUCUGAUCUAAGCACUAAAGAAGAGGAGGAGGAGCAGAGGCUCUACAGACCCAAACCAACAUUUCAGGGCCAGGCAGGGGAGCCUAGCCAGACCAUUGACAGGAGUGGCCCACUCAUAAAAAGCCUGCUGCGCAGAUCAUUAUCCAUGGACAGUCCCGUCCCAGUCUUCUCCCCCACACUGGAGCUCAAUAAGCUGCAAGGCCGAGUACAGUCGGUUGUUAAGAUGGUGGCAAAGACAGAGGAAGGGACUGAGACAGAGCACAAACACAGUGUGAAAGUGGUUCCGCCACUUCUUCUCAGGUCAAGGCACCACAGUAGGUAUGAUGAUGAAGAAGAAACUCAGGGAGAGGAGUUCAAUGUGAAGACAGAGCCUAGCAGCCCACUGUCUGACCCCUCAGAGAUCAUUAGAAUCACAGUGGGGGAUUCUCUAUCAGUCAACCUAAAAGACAUUGAAAUGAAUUUCGACCAAGGCCCUACUAAGCCAUUUUAUAAUCUCCCUGGAAAGAGAAAGGUGAGAAAAGAGAACAGAAGGUACCCAUUCAAAAAGUCCAAAGGGGUGAACAAACAUGAUUUACCACGUGAAGAUGAUGACGACGACAUGUCAGAAUCUGUACCUCACAACUCCAACAUGGACGACAAUGAUGGAGACUGGACUGAUGAGCCCAGGCAGAGCAAGAUGUUUAAAUGCUGGAACUGUUUGAAAGUGUUCAGAUCCAAAGCUGGACUGCACCGCCAUGUUAACAUGUAUCACAACCCAGAUAAGCCAUAUGCUUGUGACAUCUGCCACAAACGCUUCCACACCAACUUCAAAGUCUGGACCCACUGCCAAACCCAGCACGGAGUGGUACAAAACCCUGCUUCAUCCUCCAGUUCGUUCCAGCUGGAUGAAAAGUUUCAGAGGAAGCUGAUUGAUAUUGUGCGAGAGAGAGAAAUAAAGAAAGCUUUGCUCAUGAAGCUGAGGAGGAAUAAGCAGGGUUCGCAGUCUCAGGUGUUUGCCAAAAAAGGUGGCCUGAGAUCAAGGUCAAAUUUGAUAUGCCCUUACUGUGGGAAAACGUUUUUGUUUCUGUCUCAGUUCAAGCAGCAUUUGAAGACACACCCUAUGGAGAGAGCCAACCAAGAGACUGAGAGAGAGGGCAGUCUCUGCCAAAAGGACCAGGACCAGCCCGAUCAAAGAGAGAACACAGACACAGAGGUUUACUCCUGCAGGCUCUGCAAUGAGAAGCUGUCCUCUCACUUUGAGCAGGGAGACCACGAGAGGGGCUGUCGACACGCAACCGUGUGCCCGUACUGUGGCCUCCGAUUCUCCAGCCCAGCGGUUAAAAAAGAGCACGAAGCACACUGCAAGUACAAGAAACUGACCUGCCUGGAGUGCAUGCGGACCUUCAAGUCCUCCUUUAGCAUAUGGAGACACCAGGUGGAGGUUCACAACCACAACAUUAUGACUGUUAAGGAGCAGCUGAGCCAUCAGGAAAUCAAUGGAGAAGCAUUUGACCACCUCGGAAGGCCGCUCCAUACCCAGGAAUCUGUGGGAGCGCUGAGCUCCAGAGAGGACAUCAUCUACAGUGACUCCUCAGGUCCGCCUAUGUUCGACUCAGAGGAUUCUUCAUCAUUCGUGCCCGAGGACUUGAGUGUUAGCCAGCAUAAGAACGACCAUCACGGCGAGCUGACAGUCAAGGAGGAGCCCAUUGAGGAGGCCGUGAGCGAGAGGGAGGAUAUGACGUCUGGGGCCUCCAUCGAGCCCGAGGAGCCAGGUGUUUGGCCAUGCGAAAAAUGUGGCAAGCUCUUCGGUGGCCACAAAGAUCUGGAGCGCCACCAGGAGCUGCUGUGCCACAUCAAACCCUUCAUCUGUCACAUCUGCAAUAAAGCCUUCAGGACCAACUUCCGCCUUUGGAGCCACUUCCAGUCCCACAUGUCCACCUCCGACGAACAUGGAGUGAGAGAGAUCGAUGACAGGCGCCCUUCGUCUCCCUCCCCCUCACCACCACCGCCGGUCACACAAGCAACUGGACGUCCUGCCCCACAAGUUUCUCCACCUAAACCAAUGGAGGCAGAGCCAGUGGUAGCUAAAUCUGUGGUAGCGAAGGAGGAGGAGAAGCCUGGAAGCUCGUCAUCAAUGCCCAGGACCAAGAGGCCAGAGAUGGACAGAUCAUACAGUAGCCCCCUACCCAAGACGGAUAGUGUGGAUAAUCCUCUCACCCCUCAGGAAUCAGAAACCUUUUUUUACCAUGCCCCCACUCUCUCUGCCCUCACGUUUAAGAGGCAGUACAUGUGUAAGCUCUGCCACAGGACAUUCAAGACUGCCUUUAGUCUUUGGAGCCAUGAGCAGAGCCACAAUUAA
Messenger RNA from Coregonus sp. 'balchen', 7037 nucleotides. Lineage: Eukaryota; Metazoa; Chordata; Actinopteri; Salmoniformes; Salmonidae. The record is from the annotation of a GenBank genome assembly.